AUGGACUCCUCUUCGCCCAAGUUCGAGUUAGACGAGAAGCACUCAGAGAACACUGGCCCAGCGGAAGCCAUAGAUACAGGCCUGGCCGAAGUUGAAGCAGAAAAAGCAGAACCCGAUAAGGGCCCGUCUCUCGGAAAUUACCUGAGGAUCCUUUCCUAUGGUGCCAGAAAUGGAGGCAUUGUGGCCAUUAUUCUUGGUCUCGUUUGUGCCAUGGGAUCUGGAGUGGCAUUACCCUUGAUGAAUAUCGUCUUUGGCAACCAAGUCGGCAAUUUUAAUCAAUAUUUCACGCCGGGAUCUAGCCUUAAUGAGGAGACAUUCAAAGCAACUGUUAACCGUAAUAGCCUCUAUAUUGUAUAUCUCUUCAUUGGGAAGUUUGCUUUAACUUACGUCUCGAUGGUCUGUUUCCGGCUUAUUAGUCUCCAGGCUUCGGCAGCUCUGCGUCUGCAGUAUUUACAGGCUCUUUUCUCUCUCCCCAUCAGCAGAUUGGAUGAGGUGUCUUCUGGCUCAGUCACUCACGCAAUCACUUCCUUAUCCAACCAAAUCCAGCACAGUGUGUCUGAUAAAUUGGCUUUAUUGUUUCAGUCUCUCGCCUUACUGGUAUCAGCGUAUGCAAUUGCGUUCCGAUAUUCUUGGGCACUCACCUUGGUCGUUAGCUCCGCCAUUCUAUUCGUGGUGCUCGGCUUCAGCCUCACUAUUCCCUUUAUUGUAAAGGCUCAAUAUGGGGUUGACCAAGCUGAUCAGAAGCAUGCUUCCAUUGCAGCAGAUGUACUUGCCUCUAUCCGCACAGUGCUUUCCCUCAAUGCAGAAGCCCCUUUAAUCGCAAAGCAUUCGGCAUGGAUUGAUGAAGCAAGGAGAAGGGGAUCACGCAUGUCUGUAGUUACAGGCAUUCACCUGGGCCUUCUCUUUUUCGCCAUGUACGUCAGCUUUGGUCUAGCCUUCUGGUUUGGCCUAAAACUGUACCGUGAGGGUCAUAUUGGAAGUAUUAACGUCGUUAUAACGGUUUUCUUUUCUGUUCUCCUUGUGGUCACCAUUCUAGGAAGCAUCGCAUCUCCUAUAAUUAUUAUCGGCAAGGCCAUCAGCGCGUCUCGCCCGUUCUUUGACAUCAUUGACUCCCAGCAGCCUGUUCCAACCGGGCUGAGAGACCCAGACGUGUCCAGCGAAACGGAUAUCACCUUUGACGGGGUUACCUUUGCUUAUCCAACACGGCCAAAUACAAAGGUGCUGCGAGACUUCCAUGCUUGUUUCCAGCGAGGCAAAACGACUGCGUUGGUGGGAGCAUCGGGCUCGGGAAAAGUACCAUCGGUAGGCGACGUUAAUAUCAAUGAUUUGGACAUCAAGUGGUGGAGAUCCCAAAUCGGCCUGGUGCAACAGGAACCCUUUCUCUUCAACGAUACUAUUUUCAACAACGUCGCCUUUGGCUUGCUCGGUUCCCAACAGGAAAAUGAGCCAGAGACGGUAAAAGUCGAUCUUGUCAUCACGGCUUGUAAAGAAGCAUUUGCUGAUGAUUUCAUUCAAUACUUGCCUCUGGGAUAUUCAACAUUGGUCGGUGAGGGAGGAAUCACGUUGAGUGGCGGACAACGUCAGCGUAUAGCAAUUGCUCGUAGCGUUGUCCGACGACCUCCAAUAUUGAUCCUCGAUGAAGCGACCAGUUCAAUUGAUGUUCAUGGAGAGAGGAUUGUUCAGGCCGCGCUUGACCGUGUUUCGAAAGACCAAACGACAAUUAUUAUUGCGCAUCGCUUGUCAACUGUCAGGCGUGCGGAUCAUAUUAUCGUCAUGAAAGACGGGCUGAAUGUGGAAGCUGGGUCUCACAUAGACCUGUUAGCCAAGGGAGGAGUGUAUCAGGGCCUUGUGAAUGCCCAGAAGCUGAUAUCCCAAACAAUCUCUGAGUCUGUGGUUGAUGAGGAAGAGGACUUGCGGCUGCCUCAGGUAGCAGAUGGCAAUCCAGGCAAUACUAUCAUCCGCAGCGAUGAUAGUAGCAGGACCAAUAAUGAAUUUCAGAGCCAAGAUAAGGGCUCCUCAAAUGGGUUUCUGCGAAUUCUCAGCCAACAGCGCGUUCAAUGGCCAUUGUACCUCUUGACCCUAGUGGGCGUACUUGGUGCAGCUUCUGGUUUCGCGUUGCAAAGUUGGCUCUUUGCACAGCUUAUUCAAACAUUUCAGUUUUCGGGACAGAAACUAGUGAAUGCUGCAAAUUUUUGGGCGCUCAUGUUCUUUAUACUUGCGCUGGCUAUGGCAGCGUUCUACUUCACCAUAGGAGUUGGCUCAAACUCGAUCUCCGUCAAUGUCGCAUCCACCUAUCGCAAAGAGUACUUCCUCAACAUGAUCACUCAGCGGGUGGCAUGGUUCGAUCGGGAUGAAAACACAGCGGGGGCGUUAAUAUCCCGACUAUCUACGGAUCCUAAGCAGCUCCAGGAGCUCUUCGGCAUUAGUGGCGCUUUCCCCCUUGUUUCUAUAUUCAGUGUGAUAGGAUGUAUUGCCAUCUCUUUUUCGUUUGGUCCGAAGCUGGCGGCUGUCGCCUUUUGUGCUGGCACUCCUUUUAUGUUCCUAGGGGCCUUUGCAAGAAUACGGUAUGAGAUGAAGUUCGAGGCCAUCAAUGCAGAAGUUUAUGCAGAGAGUUCUCGAUUUGCCAGCGAGGCUAUUCGGGCGUUCCGGACUGUGACAUCUCUGACAAUUGAGGACUUCAUCCUCAAAAGAUAUUCCGAACAAGUCACCACGCAGAGACACCGGGCUAUGCGAAAGGCUUGGUACGCAACCCUGAUGUUUGCAUUUGCCGAUAGCUUCGAAUUAUGCUCCAUGGCACUCACAUUCUGGUACGGUGGCCAACUGCUUGCAUCACGUGAAUACGAUGUGGUGACAUUUUUCGUCGUCUACGUUGCCAUCAUUCAAGGAGGUCAGUCCGCAGGGCAAUUUCUCAGCUUUGGACCAAAUAUUGCGCAAGCGACAGCGUCAGGCAGCCGGAUUCUCAGCCUUGGGUCUGAAUCGAACGGCUGUGUGCAAUCCAGUCAUGUUGUACCUCUACCGUCCACACGCGAGAAAGUGCAGGCAGACAUCCAAUUCGAAGAUGUCUCAUUUCAAUAUCCCUCUCGGGAUGUCCCCACGUUUACUGGGCUAAACCUGAACAUUCAAAGCGGUCAGUUUGUUGCCUUUGUCGGGCCAUCCGGCUGUGGUAAAUCGACAAUCAUCUCUCUCCUUGAGAGGUUCUACGAUGCCACACAGGGAACUGUGCUCUUGGGUGGUCGUGACAUUCGUUCCAUCGAGUUAUCAUCCUACCGGAAUGCCCUCUCCCUCGUCAGCCAGGAGCCCAAGCUAUUCGACGGCACUAUUCGUGAUAAUCUUCUUCUCGGUCUAGCCGACACGAAUGAGAACACCGAGUCCCAAAUGGUCCAAGCUUGUCAAGAUGCGGAGAUCGACGGCUUCAUCACUUUCUCUCCCCGAAGGCUACUCCACGCCACUCGGCGUCAACGCGCAAGCCGCGCUGAGUGGAGGCCAGAAGCAGCGCAUUUGCAUCGCACGUGCAUUGAUCCUCUCGACUCUCAAUCUGAGAGUCUCAUCCGGGAGGCGAUGGAGAGACUGGCAGCCAAACGAGAUAUGACCAUUAUUGCCGUGGCGCAUAGACUGGCGACGAUCCAAAAAGCAGAUACGAUCUUUGUUUUCGGCCAGGAGACUGCCAGCCAAGGCACAAGGGUUUUGGAGAAGGGCACGCAUACUGAGCUAUUGCAAAAUUGGGGAGCCUAUUGGGAAAUGUGUCAAGCACAGGCGUUGGAUCAAUAG
Molecule: messenger RNA, 3768 nt
Organism: Penicillium waksmanii
Lineage: Eukaryota; Fungi; Ascomycota; Eurotiomycetes; Eurotiales; Aspergillaceae
Product: ABC transporter permease/ATP-binding protein
Exons: 13
Coding region: 1-3768 (1255 amino acids)
Biological process (GO): transmembrane transport
Cellular component (GO): membrane
Molecular function (GO): ATP binding; ATP hydrolysis activity; ABC-type transporter activity
Source: RefSeq, a predicted model, not a curated record